Messenger RNA from Lacerta agilis (Sand lizard), 3381 nucleotides. It is a transcript of the gene MPZ, whose product is annotated as myelin protein zero. Lineage: Eukaryota; Metazoa; Chordata; Lepidosauria; Squamata; Lacertidae. Gene Ontology annotation, cellular component: membrane. The transcript has 6 exons. Gene Ontology annotation, biological process: myelination. The record is from RefSeq and is a predicted model, not a curated record.
GCCGGCCAGGUUCUUAAACCAAGGGUGCCACCCUCCGAGGCACCCAUCACCAAGGAACCGCCGUCUCCUCCAUCACCAACUCUUCCCCUCCAUGUGGCUGUAGGGAUUGUACAGUAACCAAAAAAGAAAGAAGAGAGGGGGGCAAAGCCAUGGGGACCCCAGGCAGCUCAGGGAGGGAGAGAGCCCUUCUUCUGCUCACGGCACUGGUUUCGACAAUGGUGCUAACUCCAACUUUGGCCAUCCACGUUUACACAGACCGGGAAGUCCAUGGCACAGUAGGCUCCAAAGUUACACUUUCCUGCUCCUUUUGGUCUAGGGAAUGGAUCUCCGAUGACAUCUCCAUCACCUGGCAUUUUCAGCCAGAAAAUGGCAGAGACUCUGUUUCGAUAUUCCACUAUGCCAAAGGCCAGCCUUACAUAGACGACAUUGGACGCUUCAAGGAGCGCGUUGAGUGGAUUGGUAAUCCUCGCUGGAAAGAUGGUUCCAUCGUCAUCCAUGACCUGGAGUACAUAGACAACGGCACCUUUACAUGUGAUGUCAAGAACCCCCCUGACAUUGUGGGGAAGUCAUCUCAGGUCGUGCUCUACGUCUUUGAAAAUGUACCUACCAGGUAUGGUGUUGUGUUGGGAGCCGUCAUUGGAGGUGUUCUGCUCGUGGUCUUUGUUGUGUUGGUGAUCGCCUAUCUCAUUCGGUAUUGCUGGCUGAGGAGACAAGCCACUCUCCAGCGGAGACUCAGUGCUAUGGAGAAAGGGAAGUUGAGGCUGGGAAAGGAUUCUUCAAAAAGAGGCCGUCAGCAACCCGUCCUGUACGCCAUGCUGGACCACAGCCGCCUCACCAAGUCGGCAAGCGAUAAGAGGUCCAAGAAAUAGCGGUUAGCCGGCAGAGAAGGUACCCAGAAGAAGGUGGGCGAGAAGAAGGUCGUCAUGACCAUCGAGAUGGAACUGAAGAGGGACCAACUCGAGGCCGGAGGCCUCAAGCCCGCCGUCAAGUCCCCAAGCAAGAACAGCCUGAAAAACGCCCUCAUGAACAUCAUCAAAAGCGAUUCGGAAAAGUGAUUGGAUACUGAAAAGGUGGCGAUGAUCCCAGCCCUCCGUCCUGAGGAGAGAGGCCUGGAAUAGUCGCCCCUGCAUCCAACCCUCUUGGUUUUGUAUCCCGCCAUGUUCUUACACACUUCAUUAUAGCCCAUCUAGUCUGGGGCUGAUGGGAUUUGGGCAUAUUCCUGCCCAGUCUCUGUCCCUAUUAAGAUGGAGAGCCUUUCGCAUCAUAUACGUAUAUCCAAAGCAUAGGGAAUUUGCACCCACCUAAGUGACUUAACAUUAUUAAUAACUCCUAGGACUUUGUGUGCACAUUAAAACCAUGAGGCAAACUGAGGCAGGGUAAUCCUAGGGAACAAACGAUGCCCCCUCCCCAUUAUGAGGUGCCUCUUCUCUUUUAAGCCUAGAAACAGGCUGGUUCAGCAUCUUGGAACACCAUUCCACCCAUGCUUUGCUACUCAGAGUAGACACACUGAAAUUAAUGACCCUGGUUCAUUCAUUUCAACAGGUUUACUCUGAGUAAAACUUAGUUGAAUACCAUGCAGAUACUUUUUUUUCUGAGGCACAGGCGACUCUCCUGAGUGACCCAGUCUCGCCACUGUCAACUUCAAGACCUCCAUGCGAAAGCUGUAGAUAGACAAUAACAGACUGGGCUUAUUUUCUGGUUUUGUAAAUGGGAACCUGGCCUUCUGUUUAGGGUGAACCUUCACCCUAAACUACAGGGGUCCAACUCCCAUCAGUCACUAGGCCCGAUACGAUGCCUUGAGGCCUGGAUAGACAGGUGUCCUCCUAUUUCUAGUUUCCCUCAAAAUCCCCCCAAAUAUUGGCAAGAAAGACAUGCAACCCCCCCCCCCUGACAGGGGUACCUUCUACUGCCCAAACGGCUGUGACACAACCCUCUUCCGCUCGGUGUUUUUCGAGCACAGGUGUAUUUUUUUCCUAUUUCCCCCCUUUUUAAUCCAAGGAUCAAAUAUAUAUAUACGUGUCUCUGAGAUUCAGAAGGAUGGUUUAGCUCCCUUCCCCAAUCGCAGAUCACACCAUUCCACUUUUGUCUGUUUACUUCAGCUCCUGUUUGGCUGCUUAACAGGUGAAAAUGCUAAUUUUCCAGAAGGCAAGAUAGUAUUUUGCUGGCGCUCCAUCUCUGCCUAACCUUCGCUCUCGGGCGCCAGCUCUCUUUUGCCCCAAUCCUUGCAAAAGCACAUCACAGGGCCUAUCAAUGAAAUAAGGCACAAUGCAUUUGCCACAGAAUUUUGCUUUAGACACACUCAGGGGCUCCUGCUUUGAGCGAAGCAUCUGAGGAAUUUUGGGAGAAGUGAGAAAAACAAAGCACCCCCCAAAUUUCCUCAGGGAGGGGGUUUCGCCCAUCUCCAGGUUGUCACCAGAUUUUGCCCAAAGCUGAAUUCUAGGCAAAGGGUGAAGGUUUGAGGGAGGGGGGAAAUUAUGAGGCUUUUUGAUAAGAAAAAUGCCUCAGGCAGAUUCCCAUGCAUCCUUAUGCCUAAUCCCCUUCUCCUUCCCUGCCUUUAUCAUUGAUAUUCUGGUUCAUUCUGCAUCUUCACUAAUCCCCUUGAGGGAAAUUAAGCCAUCCUGGAAACAAGCCUUCUCGACAGUGGUUAAACCUUACAGUGUGAUCCUCAACCCACAGGAGGGUUGUUAUUAGUUGUUAUUAACCACCGAUAUAUUUCUGUUAGUCUCUCUUUCUUCUUCUCUUUCCCCGGUGACCGAACGCCACAUGACGUCACACGGUUAAUAUCUCUUCAUAUUGAGGCCUCAGUCUUUCACCUUCUAUGUCCUCAUUUCUUUUUUUUAUGAUGUGUCCUCCUCUGUUUUCAGAUUAACUCUUGUUACCCAUGACAACAUGCUCCGUAACUUAGUAGGCCCAACGGCCACUAAGUGAGCAAAAAAAAAAGAUCUGGAGGCCAAUCGUUCUGCUAGGCCAGGAAAACGCCAUACUGUUGAGGAUGGGCCCCUACCCAAACUUGUACUUGCAUUUGGACAUAUUAUUGCAUCCUCUGCUAUAUCGUAUCUGCACACUUUCCCCCCACAAUGCUUCAGAACCUUCCUUAUCAGUUGUGCGCAAGGAAUCUAACAACACUGGCAACUGGUAGGGCCUAGCAAAUAGAUUCGUCUCCAUAUUUUGUAUAUAGCCAACCACAAACACACACACAUACUUUCUGCGUAGCAGUCAACUGCCUUUGUGUUUUGGUUUUCUUGUUUUUAAAUGUUAUGUAAGAUGGUGUAUUUCAUUUCCUUUUUUGGGGGGUAGUGGGGCUUUCUCAACUUUGUGUACAUUUUCUCAAAAUCAGCAGCAACAACCAAAAACGAUACAUGACACAAUUUAAAAAAAAAA